AUGAAAUUUGACAAUCCAUGUGUGCUAAACAUAAAAGCACUUGCAAAUACAAACAUUAGUGCUGUUAUUAUUACUCGAAACAAAAAGAUGUUAUGCAAUGGUUAGUAAAUGACUCAUUUCACACCUAAAGGUCAAAUCGGUAACAAAUUUUAUUCGCAUUUUUUUUUAAUACUCUUUAAAAGUAAAUGACUCAAAUGACUAUGCCAUAGAUAUUCUUGUUCCUUAUUAGAUGACUCAAAGAGAAAAAAAAAGGGCAACUAAUCCAUUUCCAAUAUCCAAAAUGCAUAAUAUAUUUUCUUUACCAGACACCAAUCUGCUUGCUCUCUGGUCCUGGAUGACACAGUAAGAAGGGAAAAGAGUAACAUUGUUGUCCCAACUGUUUUGUAAGAGAACUAACAAACAAUGGAUUAUAUGGAAGGAUGGGACAUGAACAGCAGAUGGUAACGCAAGUAGGGAGUAAAUUGAUACACUCCGUUCCUAGCAGCAUUUGAAGGAUCCAUCGACUAAUAUUAUGCUACUGGAGACGGGAGGAUACGAAACAAAACCAUUGCACUUACCUGUUAUAUGAUUAGAGGCUCCAGAAUCUUUGAUCCAUGAUGUGGAAGGUUGAGGCUGAGAAGCAUGGACAUGAUUGACAGUUUCCAAUGUACCUGUACAAGAAGACAAAAAGGAUGCUUUGAGGGCAGGUAGCUAUUGUUGUAACUCGCUAAUAGCUUGGUCCCAGAAGUAGAAGGAAACUCCUUUUCAGCUACAACAGUAUUGGCAGAGACAUUCUUCAGCUUUGGACACAGAUGUAGAUGUAGAUCCCAACAAUAUUCCUUAACAUGAUGCCUUUUUUCCACUGAGCGCAUUUCAACUCUUUUUGCAGAAAACACCUGAAUGCAACCUGGGCCUUUUCCUAAGGCACCUGGCUUAGAUGGUAUAUAAUUCGUCACUAGAUCAUCUCCAGGGACCAUUGAAUUUUUCCUACUAACUAUUUUUGCUCUACUAUUAGCCUCCCCUCAGACAUAAUUACAUGCUGAUUCGAGCAAAGAAUUCAAUUAUCCUACAUUGCUCGGUUUGUUUCUUCAUCUCUUUAGAGUGGAAACGAGAGGCUGGAAAUUGUUUAACUCUUCUCAUUUUCCUCUCAUCAAAGAAAAAUCUUCUUCUAGCAACAGUUUUCCCUAUUGCAUAUUGGUUAUUUCCUGGUAUAAUAAAUUGCAUGCGGUAGAUCAUCAUGUUGAGAUGAGUUGUGCCAGCGAUAUCCCAUAUUCUUUUGCGAUCCACAGAAACAACAUGGUUCAACUAAUGCCAGGCUGCAUGGAAUAAAAGAGGCAUUCACUUCCCCAAUCAUUGUGGGACGCAUCAUCUUUGAUGGAAGUAAGCAAUCCCCAACAGGGGCAGGCUGUUGAAAUAAGCAGUGAUGUGCCUGUGGGAGCGCCAAGCUUGGGUGGGAGUAAGAUUUGCAAAGGAGCAACAUGUGGGUUCUCCGACUUGGAAACCAGCUCCAAAGAUGUGAAAGAACGGUCUGCAUCCAUGCGCAAGCUUUUCAUUGCGGUCACACUCUGCUUCAUCUUCAUGACCAUAGAAGUAGUCAGCGGCAUUAAAGCGAACAGCCUUGCGAUCUUGACCGAUGCAGCCCAUCUGCUUUCAGACGUCGCAGCUUUUGCCAUCUCCUUGUUCUCAGUAUGGGCGUCGGGAUGGGAAGCCAACCCGCGCCAGUCAUAUGGCUUCUUCCGGAUUGAGAUUCUUGGCGCUCUGGUUUCCAUUCAGCUGAUAUGGCUCUUGGCUGGGAUUCUAGUAUAUGAAGCCAUCAUCAGAAUCAUCCACAACACAGGCGAGGUCCAGGGCUUUCUAAUGUUCAUCAUCGCUGCUUUUGGGUUGUUUGUUAAUGUUGUGAUGGCCCUCUUGUUGGGUCAUGAUCAUGGGCACGGUGACCAUGUUGGUCAUGAUCAUGACCAUUCUCAUGGCGUGGAGCAAGGCCAUGGGAUAACCGUUACCACUCACCAUCAUAAUUUGGGUCAGUCCAUCCUCAAGGUUGACCACAAUCAUCUCAUCAAUGGUGUGGCCCAUUUGAAUGAUGGGGAUCAGGAUUCACCUCUGCUUAAGGAUUCUGAUGAUUGCUGUGAACUGAAGGCGGACCCUGAGGGAAGCAAAGGGAUGAAGCAGUGGAACAUCAAUGUACAGGGAGCCUACCUUCACGUGCUCGGGGACUCCAUCCAGAGCACAGGAGUGAUGAUUGGAGGUGCGAUCAUAUGGUACAAGCCUGAGUGGAAGAUCAUUGAUCUGAUAUGCACGCUCAUCUUCUCCAUAAUUGUGCUGGGCACAACAAUCCAGAUGCUACGCAAAAUACUCGAGGUGCUGAUGGAGAGCACGCCAAGGGAGAUUGACGCGACAGUGCUUGAGAAGGGCCUUUGCAAGAUGGAUGGGGUGGUGGCCGUCCAUGAGCUGCACAUAUGGGCCAUCACGGUGGGGAAGGUUCUAUUGGCGUGCCAUGUCACGAUAACACCGGAGGCAGAUGCAGACCUUGUAUUGGAUAAGGUGGUGGGGUACAUUAGGAAGGAGUACAACAUCAGCCAUGUAACCAUACAGAUAGAACGCGGGUGAGUACAUGGCUGGUGGGCCCAGCAUUAGGAGUCGGGCCAUGAUGAGAAAUUGUGGGGUCCUCAUCAGAGUUGGUAUGCACAGGAUUCUGUAGAUGCUGGUGCAAACCGUUGAUGUGGUGAGGCCCACCUAUGAUCAAUCAUUCCGCAGAAAUCUUCCAAUCUGGAAAUACAUCGGCCUACUAGAAAUUUAAGAAAGAAGAUACCGCAAUGGUCCACAUUGAAAGGCAUGUAUGGAAGGGUUAGCAUCCUCCGAUUUGAAAGAUUUUUGGGGAAUCCCCCGUCCGUGGUGGAGCCUAUCAGAUCAGUGGUUUGGAUCACCCAACCAUGGGCCUCACAUUUUAAAAAUCCUUAAUUCCUCCGCUAUGAUAGUUGGGUGCAUUUGUUCCUAGUCAAGCAAUUUUGCAAGGGGGGAAUUGUUACUCUAGAGAGAGUGAUGGAUGAUAAGCAGGCACUUAGAAAUUGCACACUUGGCAUGUGUAACUCAAAUCAAACUAUCCAGAUAGUGGACCCCACUUUAGAUGCUUUAGAAAACAAAAAUUAUAUCGGGUCUA
This is a messenger RNA of Magnolia sinica, 3136 nucleotides long. RefSeq names its product metal tolerance protein 1-like. The record is from RefSeq and is a predicted model, not a curated record. Lineage: Eukaryota; Viridiplantae; Streptophyta; Magnoliopsida; Magnoliales; Magnoliaceae. Gene Ontology annotation, cellular component: plasma membrane; vacuole. The transcript has 2 exons. Bases 1354 to 2586 code for a protein of 410 amino acids. Gene Ontology annotation, biological process: zinc ion transmembrane transport. Gene Ontology annotation, molecular function: zinc ion transmembrane transporter activity.